This is a messenger RNA of Colletotrichum graminicola M1.001, 1107 nucleotides long. RefSeq lists its product as uncharacterized. Bases 1 to 1107 code for a protein of 368 amino acids. The transcript is spliced from 2 exons. NCBI's taxonomy places the organism in Eukaryota, Fungi, Ascomycota, Sordariomycetes, Glomerellales, Glomerellaceae. The record is from RefSeq and is a predicted model, not a curated record.
AUGCCUCUGGGCAUUGGGAUUUUCAGCGCCGUUGAUGCCAAUACGACCAAGGCGGCGGAGGAUCACGAGUCAAACCGUGAGUGCGAGAAGGAUUCCGAGGCCGCCGCGAAAAGAAACGAGAGUGUGAAACGAUCCUUACUCCUGGCGGCCAAGGCGUUCACGGCCCGGUGGCUUCCACUCAUACUGAGCCAGACCAACUACCCGACAGAUGACGUCGAAGAAGUCACCCGGAAAUCAUGGCGUGCUGCCAGAAACGACAUGCUCAAAGUCAUGAAUAGGGUUUCUUAUCAGUCCGUCUUGACGCUGUUUAUGUUCUCGCAGACCCCGAUACCACUUGGCAUCUCGGAGGACGAGGAAGAGGACGGCUUUCGCGGGUCAGGGGUAGAGACUUGGGUCAACGCAAUCGCAGGCCCUAGCUCUGACCCCAGCUCCACCCAGAGUUACCUGCAGCUCGAAAGCAGGAUAUACUGGGCGGCCGUGGGUUGGGACACUUCGACAUCUUUGGCGUACAACGUGAGGGCUUCCCUGACCUCCGGGCUGAAAGGCGCAUGCUUGGAGCCGGUGUGGCUCCUAGUCAGGGCGUUCCUCGUGGGAUCGUUUCAUCCGCAGACCGAGACGUGGCGAACAAAGGGGUUCAAAGUGACGGACGAAGCCGCUCGGAAGAUCUUCUCCGGCGCAGCUGUCGGCUCCAUGUACGUCUGGAAGAACAUUACGUCGCUGAAAGAGGCGUUGAGAGAGGGGGUCGACGAGGACAGCCUUAUUCUUACGUGGAAGAGCCUUCUGGACGCGAUUGACGUUUAUCGAACCUCGAUCUGCACACUAGUAAACACCUGCGAGAGACAGCUUCACUACUUGGACCAGGAACGGCGCUUGUGCUGGUUUGAAGUCAGUCUGCAGUACCACUUGGGCAUUCUGACCAUGGCAGAUGCAUUCAGAGCGGCUCGUCGGUCUGAUCUGCUGGCGCAAGUUCUUGACCUGAGCCAGGACACGGAGAAAGAUAUCUUCAACGUCCUACGGUAUGGCACUGACAGCACAUACACGAUACGUCGUCCAAGAGAGACAGCACCCGCGACGGGAUUAGCUGAAACUACGGAUGCACCUCAGUGA